Messenger RNA from Oenanthe melanoleuca, 1158 nucleotides. RefSeq names its product Epstein-Barr virus induced 3 (gene EBI3). Gene Ontology annotation, cellular component: external side of plasma membrane; membrane. The record is from RefSeq and is a predicted model, not a curated record. Gene Ontology annotation, biological process: cytokine-mediated signaling pathway. Lineage: Eukaryota; Metazoa; Chordata; Aves; Passeriformes; Muscicapidae. The transcript is spliced from 7 exons. Gene Ontology annotation, molecular function: cytokine receptor activity; protein binding. Bases 42 to 1040 code for a protein of 332 amino acids.
AGCGGCUCCGUCCCCCCGGGAACGGCGCUUCCUGCGAGGAAAUGGGCUGGGGAGCGCCGGGAUCCGGCGGGGACACUGCGGUGCCAGCCGGCCCUGCUGCGUGCCCGGGCAGCCCUGCUGAGUCUCCCGGCAUGAGGUGGCUUUGGGUGGUGGCUUUGGUGGCACCCGCCUGCACUGUCCCCUACAACGGCACUGGGAGCACUGGGGAUGGGGACAACGGGGACAGAGGUCCCUGCACCCCUCAGCACGGCCCCCUGGGCACCGAGGUGCUGCUGCCGUGCCCGGGGGGUGUGGCUGAGUGGCGCCGGGGUGACACCAUCCUGGGCACAUCCCCGGCCCCGGGGCUGGCCCUGCCCAACGCCAGCCUGGCCCACGAGGGCCACUACAGCUGCCACCACCCUGUCACCGGCGAGACCUGGGCCAGCAUCUGCCUGCGGCUGGGCUACCCGCCCUCACCACCGGCCAUCGAGUGCUGGGCCACCAGCUACCCCCAGGCUGUGAACUGCUCCUGGCGGCUGAGCCCUGACCCCCUGCUGGACACCGACUUCGUGGCUACCUACAGGCACGGCACAGACUCAGCUGAGUGCAGCCUCACGGGCCCCUGGAGCUGCUCCUUCGGGGACCUGCAGGUGUUUUCCAUGACUCCCUACGAGCUCAAUGUGACAGCCCGGAAUGCCCUGGGAGCUGCCACCAGAACCCUGCUCUUCCUGCUGGAGAACAUUGUAAAGCCAGACCCCCCUGAGGCCCUGCAGGUCUCCCCCAUCCCGGGGGAGCCCCAGAAGCUGCUGGUGGAGUGGAGCCCUCCCUCAUCCUGGCCAUUCCCGGAGUAUUUCCCGCUCCAGUACCGCAUCCGCUAUUCCUGGGACAACAACUCCGUCCCCACCACGGUGGGGCCGUACGAGGUGACAUCCCUCACCCUGACCGACCUGCAGCCCGGCAGCCUCCACCACAUCCAGGUGGCCGCCAAGGACCUGGCGGAUUCCGGGGAGUUCAGCGCCUGGAGCCUGCCGGCCUCGGGGACACCCUGGCUGGGGCUGUGACAGCCAGGCAGGGCCCUGUCCCCAUGCCAGGCUGGCUCCUGUCCCUUGUCCCAGCCCAGCAGCACAGAGCCACCAGUGCUCAGGAACGGGCAAUAAAUGGGCUUGAGGUCUGUUCUAA